AUGGCCGAGGAUUUGGUUCACGGCGUCCUCGCCGCCUCCUCGGCGACCAUCUUGCUGACGACGCUGCUGGUCGCGGCCCGCCUGUGGAUUCGCACGAAGAUGGGGAACCUGGGGAAAGACGAUGUCACGGUCACGCUUGCCUAUGUCUUGCUGCUGACCAUGGCGGGCCUCAUGAUAACCGACGGAGGGCUUGGCCGCCUUCGCGAACGUGUCAACGAUCGGGACUACGAGGCUACGCUGCGAUACACCGCCGGCAUCUCGUCUACAUUCAGCUGGGGCGUCGCGGCGGCCAAGAUCACGUUCGCCAUCCUUUACAUCCGCGUCUUGCCGCAGCGUUUUCUUCUGCUGCUCAACAAAUUUCUCAUUGCCUUUCUCAUCGCCCAGGCGAUUGAAGAGUCGCUGAUUGCCAUCUUGCAUUGUCGACCUGUUGAGGCUGCCUUCAAGAUUGGCGUCCACGGCGAGUGUCUGAACAUGAACGUGCUGUGGUGGAGUACAUUUGUAUUCAACAUGUGCACCGAUCUCAUCCUCUUCGUCCAACCGAUCCCCACGGUAUGGAGGCUGCAAAUGGCCAGGACGAAGCGACUCGGACUUGUCGUGAUGUUGUCGCUGGGACUGCUUGUCUGCAUCAUAUCCAUCAUCCGUAUCAUAUACGCCAGUCGCAUCCAAGAGGAUCUUACAUACCGCAUAGCCGAAGCCAUGAUCUGGUCCGUCGUGGAGCUCGCGGCGCUCAUCACGUGCUCAUGCAUCCCCUGCCUCCGCCAGAUCAUCCAGCAGAUCCCCUAUCUCAACCAUGCCCUCGGUUUGUCAAGCAACAAGACACCUCACGGGAUCUACGAGCACUCGGGCCAGCCUCCUCAUGGGUCCGCCCCUUUCCGCACCCACAAGCUCGACUACCUGCCCUCGCGAUCCAAGGCGUAUGCCCACGGCACGAGUGGCCACUUUGGCACAAUGAGUCACGCCGCGGCGGGUGCCACCGGCACCCCGAACGAUAGCCAGGAGGAGAUAUUCCCACACAAGAAGGACGGCAAUGGACGGAUCGUGGUGACCAAGGAGGUCACACACAAUGUGGAGUACAACCGCACGCAGACCGAGUCCUCGCCCUCCGGAUCACUCAGAGACGAGGAUACGCCGUACCCAGUGCGGGCGAGCAAGGACUGA
Molecule: messenger RNA, 1158 nt
Organism: Emericellopsis cladophorae
Lineage: Eukaryota; Fungi; Ascomycota; Sordariomycetes; Hypocreales; Bionectriaceae
Product: integral membrane
Exons: 7
Coding region: 1-1158 (385 amino acids)
Source: RefSeq, a predicted model, not a curated record